This is a messenger RNA of Cynara cardunculus var. scolymus (artichoke), 622 nucleotides long. RefSeq names its product protein SENESCENCE-ASSOCIATED GENE 21, mitochondrial-like. The record is from RefSeq and is a predicted model, not a curated record. Gene Ontology annotation, cellular component: mitochondrion. The coding region runs from base 103 to 384 and encodes 93 amino acids. Gene Ontology annotation, biological process: response to stress. The transcript has 2 exons. NCBI's taxonomy places the organism in Eukaryota, Viridiplantae, Streptophyta, Magnoliopsida, Asterales, Asteraceae.
CGCAUUAUCAGUAUCACACAUAAUAACCGCGCUCUGCAACACAAGUUUUCAUCAUCUUCUACCUUUCGGAAAUUGAAAUCAAUCAAAUCCUCAAUCGGCCAAAUGGCUACAACUAAGCUUAUCUCRUCUAUCAUCGUCGAUCAACUCUCUGUUGUUAUCGCCAGGCGUGGAUUUGCGAUGGCAGCACAUGGAAGUGUAUCAGGAACCGUGAGGGGAAGCGGAGUUGCAAUGAUGAAGAAAGGAGGCGAUGAAUCGAAGAAAUCAUCGACUCCUUGGGUUCCAGAUCCAGUUACAGGCUACUACAAGCCAGAGGACCAAACAAACCAGAUCGAUGCCGCUGAUCUCCGUGAACUACUUCUGAAGAACAAAACUCGUCGACACUGAUUAAACUCAAUGAACAACUUGAUCCGUAAAUCAGAAGAUAUGAAGGUGACUUAUUACGUUCACCUGAAACAAACCGAACUGUUGCAUAACUUUGAAACUUAAUUAGCAACAAUGAAGGAAUUAGCCUUGCUGGUAUACAUGGAAUGAGUAUAUGAUCUUCCAUCUGUUAUUCGAUAUCUUUGUUACUAAGCCAUGAAUGAUUUUUUAUUAAUAAAAUAUUACUCUGUUAACCUAUUCA